Messenger RNA from Erigeron canadensis, 4007 nucleotides. RefSeq lists its product as uncharacterized. Lineage: Eukaryota; Viridiplantae; Streptophyta; Magnoliopsida; Asterales; Asteraceae. Gene Ontology annotation, molecular function: ATP hydrolysis activity; ATP binding; protein binding. The transcript is spliced from 27 exons. The coding region runs from base 1 to 3645 and encodes 1214 amino acids. Gene Ontology annotation, cellular component: mitochondrial outer membrane. The record is from RefSeq and is a predicted model, not a curated record.
AUGGUGGAAACAAGAAGCUCAUCAUCAUCAAAACGCACGCUUUCAUCUUCAUCUUCUUUACCUACCGGGGGUAAAAGUAAAAAAUCCAAGAAGGCGACCGAAACCGGAGCAUCGUCUAUUAAGCAGGAGCAUAUUGACCCGCCAGAAGUCCAAUCGGAUCAUCCAGUUAAGAAAGAUGAGAUUCUUGUUAAUGAUGAUGAUAAAUCUAAUGUUAUGCAAGUUGAUGCUCAAUUAGAGGAGCCUGUGAUUAAAGAAGAGACUACUACUACUAGCAAGGCUAAAGUUGAUGAAGGUGUGUCAAACGUUCCGAAUAGAUGGCAGUCAAAACCAAAUGUGAAUGUUGGGGUUGCAUGGGGGAGGCUUCUUUCGCAAUCUUCAAAGAUACCUCAUGUUGCUCUGAAUCGUCCUGUAUUUACUGUUGGUCAAGAUCACCAGUGUGACCUGUGGAUUGGUGAUCCAUCCAUCAGUAAGUCAUUGUGUACUCUUCAACACAAAGAGUCAGAGAGAGGAGGUCCAUCUAUUACUUCGCUUGAAAUCACCGGCGACAAAGGUGUUGUUAUUGUCAAUGGAAAGAGCUAUCCUAAAAGAUCAACUGUCCCACUCAAAGCAGGAGAUGAGUUAAUUUUCAGCUCAUCCGGAAGAAAUGUACUCGUAGUUAUCUCCUUAGCAAUUUACCAGAUAUUUCAAAAGCUAUCACAUGAUGUUCUCACUGAAAGGUUGAGAUCUUCAUUAAGUAUAUUAAAAGCAUGUAACAAUCAUCUUAAAAGGCUGCAGCUUGGGUUAAGAUGUAGAAACCCAUCGGCUGUUGCAGGCGCAUCAGUAUUAGCUUCUUUGUCAAAUGUCCGGAAAGAAUUAUCACUUUUACCGCCUCCUCGUAAUGGCAAUUGUCUACCGCCUGGAAUGCCAAUUCUAUCCUCAGCUCCCGAAGGGCCUGAUAAUCAUGUCAUGGGCGCUACCUUGAAGGAUGGUUUCAAUAAAAAACUUGCUGCUAAUGAAAACGCUGAUGCAGAAACGGGAAAGGUCCACGCAGCAACUCAUGAAUUAGGGCCAUUACUCAUGCUUUCAGGAUCAUCUCCUCCAGAGAUGGACAUAUCAAAACUUACUGGCAAGCAGAAGUAUGUCAGUUAUCUUCUAAAGGAUAUCGAUCACCCAAUCUCGUUAUCAGCACGAUGUCAAGCAUACAAGGACAGCUUAAAACAGUCUAUUCUUGAUCCUAAUACCAUUGAAGUUUCAUUUGAUGAUUUUCCAUAUUACUUAAGCGAAACCACAAAAAGUGUGCUGAUUGCUUCUGCAUAUAUACAUUUCAAGUGUAAUAAAUUUGUUAAGCACACAUCAAAUCUGUCUACUGUAAACCCCAGAAUCCUAUUAACUGGUUCAGCAGGUUCAGAAAUAUACCGAGAGACAUUGACAAAGGCUCUUGCAAAGCAUUUUGGUGCUCGAUUACUCUUGGUUGAUUCUCUUUCAUUACCCGGCGGUUCAGUAGCGAAGGAAAGUGACACAUCAGUGAAGGGGAGUUCAAGGACUGAGAGGGCAAGCUUUUUUAAUAAAAGGGUUACCUGGGAAACUGUUAUGCGUUCAAAAAACCUGGCAUUAAAUGUUGAGGCUGAUUUAGUUGGUGGUGGAUCAAUCUCAGGCUUCCACACUCAGCUGAAGCAGGAGGCAUCCACUGCAUCAUCAAAAGAUUACACUUUUAAGGAAGGUGAUAGAGUUAAAUAUGUGGGUUCCUUGUCUUCUGGAUUUUCUCUUCUGCGAUCUCCCAUAAGAGGUCCAGCAUAUGGAUAUAAGGGAAAAGUGUUGCUUGCAUUUAGUGAAAAUGGGUCUUCCAAGAUUGGAGUUAAAUUUGAUAAACAAAUUCCCGGAGGCAAUAAUCUUGGAGGUAUUUGUGAAGAAAACCAUGGUUUUUUCUGUUCUGCUGAUUUGCUUCGCCUAGAUUCUUCUAGUUCAGAUGAUGCGGAGAAGCUAGCGACUAGUCAACUUUUUGAGGUUAUGCUAGAAGAAAGCAGACUUAGUCCUUUGAUUGUAUUUAUAAAAGAUAUUCAGAAGUCAAAGUUUGGGAACCCAGAAGCCUACACGUCCUUCAAAAACAAGCUUGAUAACCUGCCUUCGAAUGUAGUUGUCAUUGCUUCACAUACUCAGAUGGACAGUGGGAAAGAAAAAUCUCAUGAUGGUGGAACUUUGUAUUCAAAGUUUUUUAGCAAUCACGCAGUUAUGCUUGACCUCUCUCUCUCGGAUAGUUAUAGUAGACUGCAUGAUAGAUGCAAAGAAACUCCUAAAACCAUGAAGUACAUCUCACGCCUUUUUCCGAACAAAGUGAUCAUACAGAUACCUCAGGAUGAAGCAUUACUUUCAGAUUGGAAGCAACAGUUGGACCGUGAUACAGAAACCUUGAAAUCACUGUCCAAUAUUGCUAACGUUCAUACUGUUCUUAAUCGAGUUGGUCUUGGUUGCUGCAAUCCAGAAGUAAUCUGUAUAACAGAUCAAGUCUUGACAAAUGAGAGUGCAAGAAAAGUUGUUGGAUGGGCUCUUAGCCAUCACUUUAUGCAGAGUUCUGAACCUUUCGACAAAGAUGCUAAACCCAUGAUUUCUAAUGAAAGCAUCAAGUAUGGCCUUGAAGUAUUGCAGGGUAUUCAGGAUGAUAGUAAAAACUUAAAGACGAUUAAGGAUGUGGUUACUGAAAAUGAUUUUGAGAAGAGAAUUCUAGCUGAAGUUAUUUCUCCGAAUGAUAUUGGUGUUACUUUUGAUGAUAUUGGAGCUUUAGAAGAAGUGAAGGAUACAUUGAAAGAAUUGGUGAUGUUACCUCUUCAAAGGCCCGAAUUAUUUAGUAAAGGACAAUUAACAAAGCCUUGCAAAGGAAUAUUGCUUUUUGGGCCACCUGGUACGGGCAAGACGAUGCUUGCAAAAGCUGUUGCAACCGAGGCGGGUGCUAAUUUUAUCAACAUAUCAAUGUCCACCAUUAGCUCAAAGUGGUUUGGUGAAGGAGAAAAGUAUGUUAAAGCAGUUUUCAGUCUUGCUAGUAAAAUUGCUCCCAGUGUGGUGUUUGUUGAUGAGGUGGACAGCAUGUUGGGAAGACGCAAACAUUCAGGUGAUUCGAUGCGUAAAAUGAAGAAUGAAUUUAUGGUGAACUGGGACGGCUUGCGCACAAAGGAUAGAGAACGUGUACUUGUACUUGGUGCUACUAACAGGCCUUUUGAUCUUGAUGAGGCUGUUCUCAGGAGACUACCUCGUAGAUUGAUGGUCCAUCUGCCAGAUGCCCCAAACAGGGAGAAAAUUUUAAGAGUCAUACUGGCGAAAGAGGAACUGGUACCUGAUAUUGAUCUUGAAGCAGUGGCUAAUAUGACUGAUGGCUAUUCAGGAAGCGAUUUGAAGAAUCUGUGCGUGGCAGCUGCACAUUAUCCGAUAAGAGAAAUUUUGGACAAAGAAAAGAAGGAGAAAGCUACUGCAUUGGCAGAAAAUAGACCGUUACCUCCUUUGCAUAGCAGUGCAGACGUCCGGCCUUUAAAUUUUGAUGAUUUUAAGAAUGCACAUGAACAGGUUUGUGCAAGUGUGUCAUCCGAGUCGGUUAACAUGAACGAACUGGUGCAAUGGAAUGAACUAUACGGAGAAGGUGGAUCGAGGAAGAGGAAACAUCUGAGCUACUUCAUGUGAUAGAUGCAUUAAUCAAGUGAUCAAAGUGUAUAGCAAAAUCUUUACUUUUGUUCAUCCUUCCUUACCCAAGGGCCGGGGCUUCUUUUUUGCGGUUAAUCACUAGGACCUAUCCAUUUAUAGAAGGCUAAUGAAGUACAGAUCCAAUUUAAUGCUCAACGCUUACCCAAUGUGUAAUGCUAAUUAAUUUUUCAUGUGCUACUGGACUAUACAUGAGUCCAGUUGACAAGUCAUUUUGUUAAUUAUAUAAUAUAUGAUCUGGAAACUUAGGAUCAUGAUUCAUGAAUGUUCUCUCCGGUAAUAAUUCAAAUAAUUAAUAAUGUCUGUUAUAUGUCUGCUUGGAGCGGUACUGGCUCUUUAAGUUA